CUUCCUCCUCUAACUUCCUACCCCUCUCCCUCUCUGAAAAUAAGAUUCCAAAAACCCGAACCAACCCACGUACUUCCUCUCCAAAACUUCCAUUGGCAAAGCCAUGGAAGUUCGCAAAAUACUACUUGUACUAGCCAUAACCAUGGCUUUCUCUAUCACUCUCACAACGAACAUCUUUGAUAGGUCAACCACAGUGACAGAGACAAAGAUCAAGACAAAAGCAACACUACCCUUAAUUGAGAAGAAAGAAGAAGCUGCAACGACGACGACGUUGUUACCAUCGAGACCUCUAAGCCGAUUCCUAAUAGAGAAGGAAAAAAACCCUAGAUCGGCGAGCCAUUGCAACAAGAACAAGAAGAUGUGCGAGACAAUGUAUGGAAAGGGGUGGCAAUGUUGCAACAACAAGUGCGUGGACUUGAGAAAUGACAAGCACAAUUGCGGCGGAUGCAAGAAGAAAUGCAAGUACACGGCGGAGUGUUGUGGAGGACAAUGCGUUGAUGUGGCCUAUGACAAGCGCCAUUGCGGCAGUUGCAAUAACCGUUGCCAACUCGGUAAAUUUUGUGUAUACGGCAUGUGUGAGUAUGCAUGAUAAUAUUAUUACUACAAUUACAAACUCUAUAAUAAUCCAUUACUUCGAUGGUUUAUUACAUCAUCUUUGAUUUUAUGGCUAUUAAAAAGAAUUUGAAAAAGCUUCAAAUACAAUAAAAAAGAGCCACAUUUUAUGUGGUUCUGGUCAAAACA
This is a messenger RNA of Cucurbita maxima (winter squash), 741 nucleotides long. RefSeq names its product stigma-specific STIG1-like protein 1. NCBI's taxonomy places the organism in Eukaryota, Viridiplantae, Streptophyta, Magnoliopsida, Cucurbitales, Cucurbitaceae. Bases 104 to 589 code for a protein of 161 amino acids. The record is from RefSeq and is a predicted model, not a curated record. The transcript has a single exon.